AUGUCGGUUCAAGCGACAAACCCCAACAAUCCUAUUGUGUUCUUCGACAUUACAAUUGGAGGGCAGGAUGUUGGGCGAAUGAAGGUUGAACUCUUUGCUGAUGUUGUCCCUAAGACGGCUGAGAAUUUCCGGCAGUUUUGCACUGGGGAGUUCCGAAGGGACGGUGUGCCUAUUGGUUUCAAGGGCUGCACAUUCCACAGAGUGAUAAAAGACUUUAUGAUCCAAGGAGGUGACUUUGUGAAUGGUGACGGCACUGGCAUCUGCAGCAUAUACAGAGGUCCUUUCGCAGAUGAAAACUUUCGGGUGAAACAUUCUGCGCCUGGUCUUCUUUCCAUGGCAAACAGUGGUCCAGGAACAAAUGGUUGCCAGUUUUUUAUAACUUGCACUAAAUGUGACUGGCUAGAUGGAAAACAUGUCGUUUUUGGUAAAGUUGUGGAUGGACUGCUGAUUAUGCGAAAGAUUGAGAACGUUCCCACGGGACCCAACAACAAACCCAAGCUCCCGAUCCUUAUUGCACAGUGUGGAGAGAUGUGA
Molecule: messenger RNA, 534 nt
Organism: Nerophis lumbriciformis (worm pipefish)
Lineage: Eukaryota; Metazoa; Chordata; Actinopteri; Syngnathiformes; Syngnathidae
Source: RefSeq, a predicted model, not a curated record